GUAUGAUCAUAGUAUGAUGUCGUCUUAGUACAACCAUCAUUUCUAUUCUACCAAGGAUGCCAAGGAGACCUCGGCAACUUGAAAGCUCUAAAGCUCUAAGCUCUCAGUUAGUUACACUAGAUCGAGAAGUUGGGAGAAUAAAUACAACACGUCUUCCCAGUUAUACCUAGGAUGAAUGUUUCCUUUACUGUGACUACUUUUAUUCUUGUUACCUUAAAUCUUAAAACUUGAUCGAAUCCAAGUUUAUUCCCCCAAGUCAUAAACCGCAUCUUUGAACAUGGCCGACGACCAAGCCAAAGUUAAGCUCUACUGGCUAGAGCGAUCUCGUGCUCAAAACAUCCUCUGGCUUCUAGAGGAGCUCAAUAUACCUUAUGAGCUCGAGACAUUCCGCCGAGUGAAUAGAUUUGCGCCACCGGAACUGAAGAAAGUUCACCCACUGGGCAAGUCGCCCGUAAUCUCCGUAACGCCUCCGGGAUCUGCGGAGCCGAUCGUCUUGGCAGAGAGUGGGUUCAUUACUCAGUACCUUUGCGAACACUUCGGUAGCGAGACCACGAUGAUGCCUAAGCGCUGGAAAGAUGGACAGGAGGGCAAGGUCGGCGGUGAGACUGAGCAGUGGCUUCGGUGGCAAUAUUUUCUUCACUACGCCGAAGGCUCGUUAAUGCCGAUGCUGUACCUCGGAAUGGUUCUCGGGGCACUAAAGGGGCCGACCGUUCCUUUCUUCCUCCGUCCGAUUACGUCUUUAGUGGCCAAUCAGCUUAUCGCCAAGCUGGUGUUCCCCAAUGCAAAGAAACAGCUCGCUUUCUUAGAGCAGCAGUUGGAAACCUCGGGAGGCGAUUAUCUGUGCGGCCCGGAUCUCACGGGAGCGGACGUAUUACUAAGCUUCGCGCUCAUCACGGCCAAGGACAGCUUUGAGGCCUUUGGGGCUUGGGAUGAGGGAGGGCCCAGGAAGUUGUUUCCCAAGUUUUUUGCCUACAUUGAUAGGCUAGAUGCUCAUCCUGGACAUAAAAAGUCGGUCGAGAAGAUCAAGCAGAUUGAUGAGACCCUGGGCACCGAGUUUCCGGCAUAAUUAACUCAUUUUUGGUAACUUGACUUUGAAGGGGCUUUGUCAACGUAUCCUUCAGCCUCUUUUUUUCCCCUCGAUUUUUUAUACUACUUUUUUAUACUACUAACCUACAGUAGUAGUAUGUAAAGAGAGAUAUCUACAUAGUAUGAUACAGAACCAUAUUGUAUUACUGUAUAUUAAUAGGUACGGGGAUCAUGGUUCAAGUCUGGCGCUUGCAGUAGCGGUCAACUUAAUCUUUCGUCAUUCCCGGCUCUGUACGACUAAUCAAACAACCAAUCUCCCAUCAAGGAAAUAAGCCAGCCAGCUAGCCAGCCAACUUGCCUUCCUGCCCUAUUCGAAGUCUAUUAUGGCUGUGGCGUUAUAUUCAAUGAUUUCUCCACAAUGUCCACAUUGUAUAAAGAUCCACAUAUGUAAUUAUGUACGAAUAAAGCAUAUUAUGACGUCUUUAGAUAGUAAACGUUCAGCCUUCUUUUUAUUU
Hypoxylon fragiforme is the source of this 1541-nucleotide messenger RNA. RefSeq names its product glutathione S-transferase. NCBI's taxonomy places the organism in Eukaryota, Fungi, Ascomycota, Sordariomycetes, Xylariales, Hypoxylaceae. The transcript has 2 exons. The record is from RefSeq and is a predicted model, not a curated record. The coding region runs from base 278 to 1066 and encodes 262 amino acids.